AUUCUGACCCAUUUGCGAUUUCAUUAUCCUACGAUCACUUCCAAUGAAAUGACGUGGCAAGUCUUGUGUCUGCCAGACGUGAUAGCUCAGACAUGCUAAAGGAAAGUAUACAGUGUUCAGUGAUCUUCCCUCUAGAUCUCGAUGUCUCUCCCCUCAAUCUAAAUAGGAUUUAAAUGGUCAAGCUUCUCCUACACUACAUAGUCCUAUAAUACUGUGCUAGAUGAUAGAUAAAUAGAUAAGUAUGAAUGGGUUACGAUCAGUCAUAAGGUUCUUGGUUAUGAGUAAAUGGACAUCAUCUCUCAGGUGAUGAUUCAAAUUCAGCGGGUUCCGUCCAGUGUCUACGUAACACAAACAAAUCUCAGAAUGCAUGCGCAUAACCAUUACGGCGAUGUGGCCAGGAGGGAACACACACCGCCGCCUCCCACUUCUGGCAACCACUCUUCCCUGCCGUGCUUCUGGAGGUCAACUGGAAAGCAAGACAUCAGUGACCUUUUGACCCUACCACCAUCAGCACCAUCAAGGAUUUCAACGAGAAUUAAUGACCGUGAGCGCGGAGCAGAUGGCCUGGAAUGGUCGCACGUGUGCACGCGGCGUGACUGCUCCGGCGGCGUGAGGGACGUGGACACCAUAAUCAACGUGAUUAAUGACGCGACAGCGACCCGCCCUCGAUCAGCAGCAAAUGGAGUCCUUGUGCUGGUGUCAGGUGCUCGCCGCCCACUCGAGCCUCGCCCUCCCCCAACCCUCACUCCCCUCAUUGACUCCUCCAUCAGGAAGCAUCAGCGAGGAUUGGCUCCGGAGUGCUCACUUAGUAAUUUAUUUGUUGGAAGUGCCACUCCAGCGAGCUCGGGCUUAAAGUGCUAAAGAACCUUUCAGCGCCCAUUGUCUUCCUCAUUGAUUAUCCAUAAAUGUGCCUUUUGGGUCUGCGUCGCUGGGCGGCAGGCGGACAGACUCACCACGGCGGGCGAAAGAGAGGAUCAGGUACACCGGUGAUGAGAGCAAAAAGCGUCAAGUGAAAAAGGAAAUGACGGAGAGGCAAGCGGAAAGAAAAACAACAGUGAGAAUGAUAAUUAAGGAAGACUGUAGGAAAAAAACAAAUGCAGGAAAUUAUGUCCACAUACUAUUGACAAAAGCGUGGGAGACAUGAGGAGGAGGAGGAAGGAGAGGACGAACGAGGAAACUAAAUAAGUCUUUAUGAGGCAAAAGUCGUACUCAGUUGUAAUAAAAACUAUCUAUUUGAGGUGGCGUUGAAAAAUGACGUCCCCCAAGGCGCCUGUAGCGAUCAAUAAACACCAUAAAAUGUUGACGGAAAGUAUUAUGCACUGCAGUAAGUGAAGCUUGAAAUAUCUAUGUGGGUCGUCUAUCUACUCUCGCGCCUUCAAUCACGUCCAACGUCCCCCUCUCCGUCCCCGUCCCCGCCGCCCCCUCAUCCACCACUAACUGUUGUAAAUGUUUAAAGGGAAGCUCAGGGUGAAUAAUGCAACAAGCUCGUCCUCGUGUUGUCCACUUCACUGAUGCCCUUUGUGACUUUACUGUGCACACACUCACGCACACAAUUGUCUUCUUAUAUAUAACUGGUGUGUGUGUGUGUGUGUGUGUGAAACAGAUGUACAGACAGACAAGCAGACACAGAUGGUUGUAGUCUUUUGUUAUUGGUGUUGUCGUUGCUGUUGCUGAUGAUGAUGGUUGUAGUGAUGGUGACGGUGGUGGC
Scylla paramamosain (green mud crab) is the source of this 1708-nucleotide messenger RNA. RefSeq lists its product as uncharacterized. NCBI's taxonomy places the organism in Eukaryota, Metazoa, Arthropoda, Malacostraca, Decapoda, Portunidae. The transcript is spliced from 3 exons. The coding region runs from base 286 to 861 and encodes 191 amino acids. The record is from RefSeq and is a predicted model, not a curated record.